This is a messenger RNA of Colletotrichum higginsianum IMI 349063, 3522 nucleotides long. Its product is annotated as RanBP1 domain-containing protein. Bases 1 to 3522 code for a protein of 1173 amino acids. The record is from RefSeq and is a predicted model, not a curated record. NCBI's taxonomy places the organism in Eukaryota, Fungi, Ascomycota, Sordariomycetes, Glomerellales, Glomerellaceae. Gene Ontology annotation, biological process: intracellular transport. The transcript has a single exon.
AUGGAUCACCGAAACAGCACCCCGCGCCCGCGCCCGUCGCUCAAAUUCGCGAACCGGAGCUACCAAGCUUCGCCUCUGAACCCCAACAAGCGACUGGGCACUCCCCAGACUGCUCCGUCCCAGAGAGUCCUAAACCGCGAUCCCGCGCCCUCGAGCAACCUCAACACGAGCACCAUUUCCACCGCCCACAACCUCUUCCGCUCUUCCUCCAUUAGUGCGAGCCCGGCCGUUUCCCCCUUUGCGCCAAGCCUGUCUGCGAGCACUGCCAAGAAGGUAUUUGCUCCGGGUGCGACCCCGGCCUCGCAGAAGGUGUAUCGGGAGACCAUUGCUCAGGCGACCCCGCGAGGCAUGACUGCCAAAUCCACGUCCGUCGACCUUUUCCAGAUGCGCAUUCCCUCUCCGCCGCCUGAACUUUCUGGCGAAGCACUUGCGCGAGACAUCCCCCCCGAGCUCGAAGCCAAGGGCACCGUAUACGCCGAUCAGUACCUUGGCCAUCUUGUCCCUCCCGAGUACGACGACCUGCAGCGCCGUCAGCUCUUCUGCGUCCUGGACCUUCGCCGCCUCAAAUAUGCCGCCAAUGAGAUCUUCAAUAAGAAGGACUGGAAGCUCAACAUCAUGAACUUCGCCAAGGAGUUUGAAAAGAGUCGGAGCUUGAUUAUGCUUAGAUACGGCCUGUACGAGUUCAAGAACGUCAAGCCUUCGGAGGAGGUGUUGAAGAAGUGGAGAGCCGCUCACAAUCUGCCCGAGCCUGAGGAUGACGCCGCCGACUCCAGUCCUUCAAGGCAGACCACGCGUUCCAAGCGCAAGGCCGAGGAGCAACUGACUCCCAAGGACGCUGCGCUUUCGACGGCCUCUCCUAACAAGAACAACAAGAGACGUGCUGUGGACAGGGAGGAGGAGCAAGAGCCAGCUACUCCGGCUGCGAUCAAGAACAAGAGAAGGGCAACCGUGACCGAUGAGUCGGACGAGAACCAGCCCAGCAAAUCACAGAAGUCGACUUCCACUCCGUCGGCAACCAAGAGCAUGUUCGAAAGGGUUGCCAACAACCAGGGACCCACCUCGACCCCCAAGGCAACCCCCAAGGCUGCAGAGGCAAAGCCCAACCCCUUCGCUGGCGCAUCGAAAGCCACUGCUAACAACAACCUUUCUCGCUCCGUGCUCGAGGCCAACAUCAAGCCCGCCCAACCGUCCAACAUCUUUGGUUACCUCUCCGAUGCCAGCUCUGCGAAGAACAGCGGUGUGGAGGCUGACGGUGAGAGUGAGACCGACUCUGACGAUGAGGCGGGCACGCAGGAAGCUGGCCAGCAGAGCUACGAGCCCAGUGUUGCCGCUAGUGGUGGCGCCGAUACACCUUUGGCCCAGCCGGCUUCGAACCCUUUUGGUGUCAAGAAGCCCCUUUUCUCCACUGGCGCCGCGACUGGUCCCUCUAGCAUUUCGUCUGAUGCCAGAGAAAGCACGCCUGGCAAGAGCCUUUUCGACCGUGUUAACAAGGGCAACGAUGGCAACCCCAUCCGCGCGGACUCAGCUGAGCCCACGCCGGCGGCCGAUAAGGCGCCGUUUGCCUCGACCAAGGAGCCCGCCCCGGCUCCCGUCAACGCGACCUGGAACCCCAACUCUCCGAUCAAAUUCAACACCAAUGCUCCGGCCAGCAACGGUCUCUUCGGCGCGUCUACGAACGGCUCCGGCUCCGGCUCCGGCUCCGGUUCUAUCUUUGGUGCUAAGCCGGUCGCACCCGCCUCUUCCAACUUGUUUGGUGCUCCCAAGCAGGACGACAAGCCCAAGGCCGAGAAGCGCUCCCGCUCUGAGGAAGAUACGGGGGCAGAGUCUGACAAGGAAAAUAGCUCGCAACCUCCUGCCAAGUCGCUCUUCGGCGGAUUUUCUUCGUCUGGGUUCCAGCCCAAGGCCUCGGAGGAGCCCAAGAAGGAUGAGGCCGUUGUCAAGCCGGCGGCUGCGCCGACUUUCGCGUUCGGUGCUUCCGCUCCCAAGGCGGAAGAGACCAAGACACCGGCCCCGGCUUCAAACCUCUUCGGUGCCCAGGACAAGCCUGCGGGCUCUGUGAUGCAGUCUUCGACUCUUUUCGGCGGCAACCCCCAAGAGGCGCCUGCCACUGAAUCUGCCAAGCCUCUGUUCGGUGCCAGCACUUCGGGCAGCUCUACUUCUUUCCAGUCGAAGCCUCUAUUCGGCAACAACGCGCAGGCGUCGGCCACUUCUAGCCUGUUCGGCGCUAAGCCAACCGAGGCUCCCAAGGCACCCGAAGCCGCUCCUGCCCCCGCGGCGCCCAUCUUCAGUUUUGGUGCCAGCAAGCCGGCGGAGUCUGCCCCGGCUGCCAACUCUCCUUUCGGCGGCGCCCCCAUGAAGCAGGAUGGUCCUUCCGCACCGUCGGGCAGCAGCAUGUUCAACUUUGGAGGAAGCCAGACCGCGCCCUCAUCCAACCCAUUUGGAGGUGCUGCACCUGCUGCUCAGACAAACGGAGGAGCCAGCGGCCCUCCAAGCUUUGGCUCUGGCGGCGGUGGAUCCUUUACAUUCAGCGCUGGCGGCGGCGGCGGCCAGAGUUUCAACAACCCCUUCGCAUCCAACAAUGGCGGUGCGACUGACGCUACUCCAGCCCCCUCAUCUGGAGGCAUGUUCAACUUCGGCGGUGGAUCUUCUGCUCCUUCAAACAGCUCUGCGCCAUUCCAGUUCGGCGGUGCUUCUUCUUCUGCUGCGCCGUCGAGCAACUCCCCCUUCCAAUUUGGAGGCGGUGCUCCGGCCCAGCCUGCGGCUCCCGUGACGUCGACUCCUACUUUCGCCUUUGGCGCCUCGAAUGGAUCCGCCAAUGCCUCGGCGCCCGCUUCUCAAAAGCCGCUUUUCGGAGCAUCGACUUCGGCACCCACCAGCAGCCUCUUUGGUUCUAAGCCCGUACAGCAUACCUCCGGUAUGUUCGGCAACCUGCAGGCCCCGGCCGGCGCCUCGACCACUGGAACGAACUCGCCCUUCAACUUUGGUGGCGCAUCCAGCCUAGCUACCACCCCUGCCAAUGGAACCCCCGAGCCGGCUGCAGAGGCUGACAAGGCCGCUGGCGGUGGUGAAGGUGACGAUGCCGACGGCAAGCCUCACGAGCAGCUCAAGCUUACCGAGGGUGGCCCCGGUGAGGAGGAUGAGAUUGUAGUUCACGACGUCCGCGCCAAGAUUAUGAAGUUCAUCCUUCCCGGGUCCGAAGAAGACAAGGACAGCGGCGACGAUCAGCCUAAGAACAAGAGUCCGUGGUCCACAAAGGGUGUCGGCCCGUUCCGUCUCUUGAAGCACAAGAACACGGGCGCCGUUCGCAUGCUUCUGCGCGCGGAACCCCGCGGCCACGUUGUGCUGAACCGCUCCCUCUUGCCCGGCGAGACCUACAAGGCGGACAAGAAGUAUGUCAAGCUUACCACCUCCAACGAGGCCGGUAACGGUCUUGAAACGUGGAUGGUGCAGGUCAAGAACGAGGACAUGGCCAAGACCCUGGCCGGCGCUCUUGAGUCUCACAAGUCGGCCAACGCCAAAUGA